AUGCUCUUCAACAAGUCCAUCUUCGCCGUUGCCGUUAUGGCUCUGGCCAACGUCGUGACUGCCACUACCGUGCAGACCCCCGCCUGUGUUCUCAAGAUCAUCGGCAACCAAGCCAACCCGGCCGAUUCGAAGGCUAUCUGCGGCUCGAGCGCCAGCAAGAUCCAGGCCGAUAUCUCCAAGCACUGUGCCGAUAGCGAGGCCUCCCUGAAGUUCUUCGCCAGCAACUGCGCUCAGCUUGGCCACAAAGUUGUGACUGUUUCCACUACCUCUACCGGCACUUCUGAGAGCUCCACCGCCACCGGCUUCGUCACCGCUGUCACUAGCACUCAGACUGGUGCCACUGCCACCAAGACUGAUUCCUCUGCCGCCACUGGCACUGGCUCUGGCUCCAGCCCUGCCGCCACUGGAACAGGAGCCAGCACUGGCUCCGGCUCCGGCUCCGGUAGCGCUGCUUCCCCUAGUUCGACCUUCAACGCCGCUUCGUCCGACCGCCAGUUCUCCUCGACCACAUUUGUUGCCGCCAUUUUCCUCGGCGCUGCUGCUUUGCUGUAA
This is a messenger RNA of Penicillium robsamsonii, 552 nucleotides long. Its product is annotated as putative GPI anchored cell wall protein. The coding region runs from base 1 to 552 and encodes 183 amino acids. The record is from RefSeq and is a predicted model, not a curated record. The transcript has 3 exons. NCBI's taxonomy places the organism in Eukaryota, Fungi, Ascomycota, Eurotiomycetes, Eurotiales, Aspergillaceae.